Molecule: messenger RNA, 512 nt
Organism: Symbiodinium necroappetens
Lineage: Eukaryota; Dinophyceae; Suessiales; Symbiodiniaceae
Source: the annotation of a GenBank genome assembly
AUGUGGGGCAGUGAUGGCGUGUACAGCGACGUGGGCAACUUGUUCCAUCAGUUGAAUGCCGUGGCAAAAAAACGCAUGGAGUCCCGGAGCAGUGCCGCUCAGCAGCCGACCACCACGUGCGACGCGGCGGUGAUCGUGAUGUGCCUUGUGAGCUGGUUCAUGUGCCAUGCAGCGCAGCUUCGGCUUCUGUCCAUGGCCAGCAUCGAUCCGACCUGGCAAGCUUACCUUCUUCCCUGCUUUCAACGCCUCUACCGUGCAGCAUGGUGUCCGGGCAGUUUCGGUGAGGCAGCGGAUCGCUGGGCUUAUGUCACAGCUUUCGCUGGGCAGGUGACGCAAGAGGGUGAUGCGUUGUACGUCGUCAUGUGUGGAACCCUGGUACUGGGAGCUUUCUCGCCCAUGGUGGAAGUCUUCCUCCCAGGUCCGGACUGGUUGCUACCACAGCUGUUCAGCAGCAUCGCAAGCUUCUUCCUCAUGGUCUACUUGAUCAGGAGCGGGGUGGAGGUAAGUGAAAA